AUGGAGAAGAGAGGUCAUGUCCUUGUGCUCACAUACCCCGCCCAAGGCCACAUCAACCCACUCCUCCAAUUCGCCAAACGCUUAGCCUCCAAAGGCCUCAAAGCCACUUUCGCCACUACCCAUUACACCGUCAACUCCAUCCACGCCGACGGCGUAGAUGUCCGGCCGAUAUCCGACGGCUACGACGACGGUGGCUUUAAACAUGCCCCAAGCGUUGAAGCCUACCUAGAAUCAUUCAAAACAGUAGGUUCCAGAACUGUAACCGAGCUCAUACUGGAGUUCAAAAAUUCACCCUCACCUGUUGACUGCCUUGUGUUUGAUUCAUUGCUUCCAUGGGCACUUGAUGUUGCCAGAGAAUUGGGGGUUUAUGGAGCUGUGUUGCUGACCAAUUCAGCUUCGGUAUGUUCAAUGUACUGGCAUAUUCAUCAGGGUCUUCUGGGUUUGCCGGUGAAGCCGGAAAAUCUGCCGGUGGUAUUUCCGGGCGUUCCUCCGCUUGGAUUUUCCGAUAUGCCGAGUUUUCUUGCACAGCCUGCGGAUCACUCUGCUUAUCUGGCGACGAUCAUGGAGAAAAUUGAAUGUUUGGAUCAGCAUGAUUGGGUGUUUGUGAACACUUUUGAGGAGUUGGAAAGUGAGCUAGCAAAGGCCAUGUCGGGACUCUGGCCGGUGGAGAUGGCUGGUCCGGUGCUGCCAUCGGCAUACGUAGACGGACAGAUUGAGGGAGAUACAGAUUAUGCACCUGAUCUCUAA
This is a messenger RNA of Ilex paraguariensis (yerba mate), 747 nucleotides long. The record is from the annotation of a GenBank genome assembly. Lineage: Eukaryota; Viridiplantae; Streptophyta; Magnoliopsida; Aquifoliales; Aquifoliaceae.